Notodromas monacha is the source of this 1330-nucleotide messenger RNA. The record is from the annotation of a GenBank genome assembly. Lineage: Eukaryota; Metazoa; Arthropoda; Ostracoda; Podocopida; Cyprididae.
UUUCCAUAAAAUAAUCUCCAAAAAGGCCCCCAGCAGAAUAUUCGAGAGGUAUUCGGAUUGGCGAGGUUCAACUUGAUUGCACUUUUCCUUCAACUUUCAUUCACCCGGGGUUGGAGACAUUACAGAAAUUUCAAGUACUGUAGCAUGUUUUCUGUGUUCGAAACUAAUUUUUAAUCGAUUUUUUCUUGUGCCUUCCCUCAAAUGCACUCAAGAGGAAUGGUUCCAAAAUAAUGAAUGAAUUUCAAUAUUUCAUGCAUUCUCUGAAAAACUUUGAAGAAGAUCAUCUCGAAGUCAAUGAGUUGGUUGUUUUCAAAAGAGCUUUUGACCUUUUCUUGCUCCCGCUCAUUUCAUUUUUUCUGCUUUGUCAAAUUUCUCCGGUUUUCUUCGGUCGAUAAACUAUCGAAAAUUCUUCAUUAACCUCCCGCAUUGAAGUUGAUUUGAGAUGUACUGUACCAUGUACCUUGUAUGUGCGGAACGAAUUAUCGUAUUUACGUUACAUAGUAAAAAACGUAAAUAAAAUGAAAUAAAUAAAUGGAAAAUUGGGAUGUGGAUGCCUCACGACAAAAAGAUUUUCCUUUGACUGGGUAGACGCUGCACUGAAGCAUUAUAAGUUUCGUAAUAAUGUCUCUUGUUUUCCGUCAAUUGCAGCUUUGGUCCAGUCAUCAGGUUUUGCUUGUGAAACCCGCUUUGUUUUCCCAGACUCAGUAUCCGCAGUGCUUGUGUGUCUGUCUGUCUGUCCUUUUCUCCCCCUCGGAAAAUGGGGGAAUCGCGGUUAGGUUUGGACGUCGGCGGCGACUGCGACGAAUUUUCCGCCGGGCCAGACAAGGUCAUGGAGAAAGGGUAUUGCUUCGUCGCCGUGGACCUGAGUUAUCCGUCGUGUCGAGUUGGCGUCCACGAUCUCCCGCUUCCGAUUUUCCAACGUCGCGGAAUGAUGACUGACGUUAGCGCGAGUGUGUGGAAAAGCUUUGUUGUCGGGCACUUGAACCAAAACGCCGUUCGUGACUUGGAAACGAUGGAUGCCGACAGUCGGAAGAUCGUGGACUUUGAGAUCCGCAUGGCCCAGUUCCUGUGUUUGCCUGCGAUUCUGGUGGACCUUCCGGACACGGGCACGCGUUUGCUGAGUGCGUUGCUCGACGCCCGCUUGGGCAUUUCCAAACCGCGUCAUUUCCACCACCAUCGGUGUCCCUGUGUGUGGGCCAGUGUGAAUUUGGGUUCGGUGGAUGCUUGGGAUCGCUGGAACGACUUCCGAGCGGCGUUUCCGGUCACCAAGAUGCUGGGCGUGGUCUUGGAACUGCCGGCCGAUGGGUCCAUGCCUGGCCCUAGGUGUGUG